UAGGGAGAGGUUGUAUGAGAGAAAUGACUGCGUCUCACAUUGAGUCCUUGUCUCUCUCUCUCUCUCUCUCUCCUGAUUUAUUUUCUUUCUCCAGCUUAGCCUUCUUCCUUUUCUUUCUAUGUACUCUUACCCUCUUCUCAUCUUCUCAUCCCUUGUAUUCUAAUCUUAAUUAAACUUCGACUUCUGGGGCUUAUCUCCUUUUUCUUUUCAUCAUUUAAUAUUCCCAAGCUUCUCAAAAAUAUUAAUAAUCUCUCAACCCACAAAAACAAAGAUUAAAAGAACUGUUCUUCCCCUUGUCCAUUUUAUUUUUUUUAAUCUCUUGUUAGAUUAAAAAAAAAUUUCCUAGUACUAGUUUUCUUUUGAUAUUGAAUGUUAUUUUGAAUGGCUGGCUUAGAUUUAGGCACAGCAAAUCGUUAUGUCCAUCAACUCCAUCACCAACAACACCAUAGGCCCGACCUCCAGUUACAACAGAGGCCGGACCAGUCAGAAGACGAUGAUAAUAAUAACAACAACAACAUUGAUCAUGAUGAACACGGGCUAGACCUAGUCAACGUCUCCGGAGGCUCAGGCCCUGGAGACGUUGUAGGUCGUCGACCCAGGGGAAGACCCCCUGGGUCGAAAAAUAAGCCCAAACCUCCAGUGAUAAUAACUCGAGAGAGUGCAAACACUCUCCGAGCGCAUAUCCUAGAGGUAGCUAGUGGUUGUGAUAUAUUCGAUUGCGUUGCCUCCUACGCUAGGCGGAGGCAACGUGGGAUCUGUGUUCUAAGUGGUACGGGAACAGUGACCAACGUUAGCCUCCGUCAGCCAGGAGGAGGUGGGACAGGAGGUUCAGCUGUUGUUACACUUCACGGCCGAUUCGAGAUCCUAUCUCUAUCUGGCUCAUUCUUACCCCCGCCUGCGCCACCUGGGGCUACUAGUUUAACCAUCUUCUUAGCAGGCGGGCAGGGUCAAGUCGUAGGAGGAAACGUGGUCGGAGAGCUUGUUGCAGCUGGACCAGUUAUAGUCAUCGCUGCCUCGUUUACUAACGUCGCAUAUGAGCGUUUACCACUUGAAGAAGAAGAGGCAGCAGCUGUGACACCAGGUGGAGGACUUCAGAUGCAGACUGGACCACCCGGUGGAAACGGGGCCCAGUUUCCAGACCCAUCUUCAGGGUUACCAUUCUUAAACUUGCCUCUUAAUAUGCAGAACUGCCAGCUGCCGGUUGAUGGAUGGGCAGGAAAUAAUUCAGCCGGUAGACCUCCAUUUGGAUAAUAUACUAAGCAGCUUAUUUUUCUUCAUUAGUUAGAAAAGUUUAGCUAGAGUAUUACUACUCAAAUCCCAGCCAUUUGAUGGUGAUGAUGUUGAUUGUUGAUGUUUUGAUGAUGAUGAUGUUGAUGUUGAUAAAUCCAAGGGCUAUAAAUUUCUCGCCUCACUUUGGCAUUUGAAGGAUCAGGUCAGCCAAUAAUAAUCCAUGGAAUUUAAUACUAUCUAUCACCCAAUCAUCAUGUAACUUUGUUAGUUCUUGUUCUUCGUCUUCAUGUUCCUCUUUUUUUUUUUUUUUUUUUUUUUUUUUGUAUCUUGGAAAUUCUGGAAAUAGUCUCUCUUUUUAUUCCUCUUUCUCUUUUCAUUUGAUCUUGUUAUAUUAAGCUUUUGUGCGUGAGUGUCUUUGAUGUUGAAACUUCUUAUUUAUUUCGGUGAGAAAAAUGGUGUGUGAGGAUUACAAAUUAUAAAUUAAAGUUUAGUUAA
Molecule: messenger RNA, 1725 nt
Organism: Beta vulgaris subsp. vulgaris (sugar beet)
Lineage: Eukaryota; Viridiplantae; Streptophyta; Magnoliopsida; Caryophyllales; Amaranthaceae
Product: AT-hook motif nuclear-localized protein 23
Exons: 1
Coding region: 382-1251 (289 amino acids)
Cellular component (GO): nucleus
Molecular function (GO): DNA-binding transcription factor activity; minor groove of adenine-thymine-rich DNA binding
Source: RefSeq, a predicted model, not a curated record